This is a messenger RNA of Myxozyma melibiosi, 2531 nucleotides long. RefSeq lists its product as uncharacterized. NCBI's taxonomy places the organism in Eukaryota, Fungi, Ascomycota, Lipomycetes, Lipomycetales, Lipomycetaceae. The transcript has a single exon. Gene Ontology annotation, cellular component: cytoplasm; cytosol; plasma membrane. Bases 199 to 2379 code for a protein of 726 amino acids. Gene Ontology annotation, biological process: ubiquitin-dependent endocytosis. Gene Ontology annotation, molecular function: ubiquitin protein ligase binding; protein-macromolecule adaptor activity. The record is from RefSeq and is a predicted model, not a curated record.
CUCUCAUCCUCUCGUCUGCUCCGCGCAAAAGCCCGCGCAGUUACGUAAUAAAUACCUCGCCUCCAGGGCUAGGGUCCCGGCCACACUUCCCCGACUCGUCCCACACCGUCGUCGUCAGCCGUUCGACUGCUUCACGACAUCCGCCUCUUCGACUCGCUGAACUCCCCACAAAAGCACCCGAACGCCCUCAAACCAGCGAUGAAAAAGGCCCUCGCCCGCCUAAGACCGUCGCUGUCUGCUCUCACCGCCCCGCUCUCGAGCGUCGACGAGUUCUUUGUCUCGCUCGACGAGCCCCACCGCGUCUGGGCGCCCGGCGAUGCCCUUACUGGAGUCGUCGUCCUCGACCUUCCGAAGCCGGUGCUCACCACUCAGGUCCGGCUGCGUCUGCUCGGACAGCUCACCGUCCGCAACCCGCUCGUGAAGGGGCCCUCGUUCAGACACGUGCUCUGCCACGAAGAAAUCGUGCUCUGGGACGCCGCUGAGCAGACCGAAGACAGCGAUCUGCCAGACUCAAAUACUGCUGCUGCUUCUGCUUCUACUACGAGCAAUAAUACCCAAAGCAAUACUACAGCUCCCUCCUCCUCAGCCUCAUCCUCCUCCUCUUCAAUAUCCUCAGCAAACGCAGUAGCAGCAUCACAGGCCUCCUCCUCCACUCCCACCCCCAACUCAGUCGCCCGCAAACUCCCCCGCGGCGAGCACUCCUUCGCUUUCAUGUUCGAGCUGCCAACAAAGGGUCUCAUGACCUCGCUCGAAUUCGAAAAGGGCUCGAUCGUCUACAUGCUCACCGCCUCGCACCACCGACCGGGCCCGUUCCCACCCGCGACAGCUCACAAGAUCCUCCCGCUGCAAUGCCCGCUCGACAUCGCCGACCUGCCGCCGCCAAAACCGUCGAUGCUGAGCGUCGAAAUCAAAAAGAAGACGCGCAAGAGUCGGGAGAGCGGGACGGCUACCGCGAUCGUCGAAACGCCCUCGGCAGGCUGUCUGCGCGGCGAAUCGAUCCCCGUGAAAAUCACAGUCAGACACGUCCGCGAGGUGCGCUCCGUCACCGGCGUAGUCAUCACGUUCCUGCGCAUAUCACGGGUGUGCGCGCACGACCUCGAACCUCUCUCGUUCAGAAAAGACCUGGUGCAGACCGUCGUGCCGCUCUACAUUGACUCGCGCUCACUCACCACCACAAUCACGGCAAACAUCCGCGUGCCGACAGAGAUAUUCCCGACUAUUGAUGAGUACCCGCUUGUUGCGUUCAAGUACUGUCUCGAGGUCGUUCUCGAUCUAUCUGGAAAAGCAGAUCUCCCGCUGUCGGCCCACGUCGCACCUACUCAAGCCGACGCAGCCGCCGGCGUGGACCUUACCUCGCGGCCAUACGUCGACACCGAGCUUCUGAAGCGCGUGAAGGGCGUCGUCAGUCUUUGGAAUGAGAUCGUCGUCGGCACAGAACGGUCGGAGCAUAUCUGCGCCAAGCUGAUACCCAACGAGCAAGUCCGGCAGAACAGCAACAGCAGUCCGAUCCCGGCGCAGCAGUCGUUUGCUUCUGGGCCUGCUACUCAAUCAGCUGUGCGCAACUCGACCGCUUCUCUCAGUAAUAACGCUUCAUCGGCUGGCUCUUCUAUGCCGGUUCCUCCUCCGAUGCCGCCGUCUACUUCAUCCGUUCCGGAAUAUACCGUCCCAGAUCCACAUCCAGCCUCAGCUCCAGCACCUAUAGCAUCCUCAUCAUCGUCCUCAGCAGCACCGGUGUCAACAGCGGCACCUGGGUACUCUUCAGAGUUACCCUCGACUUCAGCACCCGCAUACCCUCCACAGUCAGAAAAGGAACGACUGGCACUGUUGGAGCAAGCGCUCUUACCGUCCGAGCCGCCGGCUAUGUCUUCUGUCGCCGUGCCGGACGCGCCUCCAUUGGCUGCACUAGAUGGUUCUGCUGAGUUUCUUUCUCCUCCCGAGAUGCCUGCUUCUGGAUCUGGCUCCACCGCUGCUGACGAAAGCGAGCCGCGACCACUAGACAAAUUAGAGCAGGAGCGAGAGCGACUUUUACAGCUCGCAAGUGCUCCCGACGGCAGCGCGUCGACCUCGACGGCGCCCGCAAGCGAAGACCAGGUGCCUGUAUAUUCUGCAACCGCGCCGCCGCGGAACGCGAUCGAGGCGUUUCCGGACGACGACCCUACUCCUCGGUCGCUCAGCAACGGCGCAAACACACACGACGACAGCGACGCCGAGGACGACGAUGGCGCGGACUGGGUACCUGUCUACUCACCCAACGCGAACGAGGAGUUUGUCUCGAUGGGCGGCUAUCAUCAUACGUUGAUUGGGUAUAAUAACGGAUACGAUCUGGCGGAUAAUGCGAACGUGCCGUGCGAGUAUGCGGUGCAUCCGGAUGAUGUGUGAGCAAAAGCAGUUUUUGUAUUUUUGUGGGGUGUGGUGUAUGAUGUUGAUUCUCUUGCUGUACAACAUUCUCUUCUAUUUCUUUGCUAUUUAUGCCGUUAUUUUUUUUCUUAUUUUUUUCUUUACGGAUAUUUUCUCUUGUUUGAAUAUGGGCU